AUGAUUAUGGAUAACCAUAAUGACCAGUUAUUAAUCAAACAAAACGAAUGUGAACAAUUUCCAGAAUAUAUAAGUCAAACUAUCACAGAUUGUACAGUCUACACCCAACAAAAUCAGUCUUCUCAACUACUUCCUGGUUACAGUCAUAAGGAUUAUUUACCAUUGUGUAGUUUGUCAAUGUUGCAUAAACCUAGUUUUUAUGAGAAUCCUGAUUGUUACAGUAUAAAAAUGGAUAAUUCUCCUCUACUAGUACAGAAUACAAUAGAAAAUUUGAAUUUUUCUUUCAAUAACAGUAAACAUACUACUCAAAAUUGUACUAGUAGCAUGGGAGUACAUGAGAUAAAUAAUAUUGGUAGCAGCCAUGAUGGUUUCUUUGCAGUUAAUGCUAAUUCUGAUGAAGGUUUCACUGGCACACUUCUUUAUAAGGAAUUACAAUCGGGUGCAAAGGUACGUGAAAGGAGAAGAAUGUUCAGUAUAAAUUCAGCCUUUGAAGCACUACGAGCAUGUUUGCCAACAUUUCCAUAUGAAAAACGAAUAUCAAAGAUUGAUACACUACGACUUGCAAUCGCAUAUUUAGCUCUACUGAAAGAUUUACUAGCCAAUAUGGAUUUUAUUGCUAUAGACAGACCUAUGAAAAGAGGUCAAUUAGUAAUACAAUUCAUGAUUGAACGCUUAAAUUCCUCUAAAAGGGAUCAACUCACCUGGUAUACUAGUGGUAAGUGA
Molecule: messenger RNA, 723 nt
Organism: Heterobilharzia americana
Lineage: Eukaryota; Metazoa; Platyhelminthes; Trematoda; Strigeidida; Schistosomatidae
Source: the annotation of a GenBank genome assembly